Aspergillus versicolor CBS 583.65 is the source of this 961-nucleotide messenger RNA. RefSeq lists its product as uncharacterized. NCBI's taxonomy places the organism in Eukaryota, Fungi, Ascomycota, Eurotiomycetes, Eurotiales, Aspergillaceae. The coding region runs from base 327 to 593 and encodes 88 amino acids. The record is from RefSeq and is a predicted model, not a curated record. The transcript is spliced from 4 exons.
ACUGAAUCUAUUCCACGGAUUGUUUCAUGAGGCUGGAUGGACUGGAGGCUUGACGUGGAUGCCGAAAGCGGCUUAGGCGGCGAGGCCUGCUGCGCCCAUCCAGAGCUUCAACCCGGCCGCCUCCAGAAGGCCGCACAAGCGUCAAACAUCAUCGUUCCGAGUUCAGCCAUCUCUCCUUUCAUCCCAGCUUUUUCGCGCCAUAUAUUGUAUCCCAACUCCAGCCGGCCAUCGUUCUAUCGCCGAAGUAGCCCUCUCAUCGACCUGCCCUCUCAGGUAAACCUCCACUUCGCUAUCUCUCUAUUGGCACAUCAAGCCGCAACGACAUAAUGAAGCCUGUCGUAUCUUCAUUGAACGCCUGGUCCUGCGUUGUCAUCUCCCUCUUCGCCAUUGUUAUCCUCUCCGUCCUUGGGUCGCUAUUCAAGAGCGAACACCACGGAUUCACCGGCUCAGAAGGUGAGCCGGAGGACGGCGGAGCCGUUGCCGCCUCGAUAUUUACUGCUGUGAUUAUCUACGCUGGAUUCUUUGUUUUCUGCGCCUUCCAGGCCUACCUACACAUCCGAGCCCGCCGGGGCGGUGCCAUAUCACUGAAUUAAGCGCCUUUCGCUCGUUUAUGCCAUCUUAUUUCUUCGCACGAUUUAUCUGGGAUGAGCCGGGAGGUAGAAUUCCCGGCUUGGGUAUAUGGGGUCUGAUGCCACGCGCCUUAGAGCGUCGUGGGGUUUCUGAGAAUCGUCCUUGGAUGGAUCCUUCAGUAUUCCAAAUCGAUGAUUAGGUUUCUUUUUGCUGUUCGAGAGCAACACAUGGUCACUAUCGCUAUAAUUCUACAGAUUAACUCUAGGCCAUAGAGAAGCGUGGUCUCUUUCAACGACAGCUGGUAUGCUCUUAGAAAGGACGCGAUUUGCUCUACGCGCACACUGCAUGUAUAUACCGUUUUGGCUUUGAUAGAAACAAUCUGAAUUCCCUC